Molecule: messenger RNA, 1172 nt
Organism: Calliphora vicina (urban bluebottle blowfly)
Lineage: Eukaryota; Metazoa; Arthropoda; Insecta; Diptera; Calliphoridae
Exons: 5
Coding region: 60-1100 (346 amino acids)
Cellular component (GO): cytosol
Molecular function (GO): L-galactose dehydrogenase activity
Source: RefSeq, a predicted model, not a curated record
UAACAAAUAGGGAGCAGCGCGUUUGCAGUUUAUUUUUGUUUAUAUAUUUUCAACUGAGAAUGUCUUCCUCUAACCUGCCCGCUACCUUUACCAAGGGAUUUCAUGAUGAAGAAUUGUGUAAGAAAAUGGAAUAUCGUGUGUUGGGACGUACCGAUUUAAAAGUCUCAAAACUUUCCUUGGGCACUGGAACUUUAAGUUCUUUUUAUGGUGACCUUGAUGUGAAUGAGGCUAUCGCCACAAUACACAAAGCUCUUAAAGCCGGUAUAAAUUAUAUUGAUACGGCUCCUUAUUAUGGCCAAGGUCGUUCGGAAGAGGUAUUGGGCAUGGCUUUAAAGGAGGUACCCCGCUCCGCCUACUAUGUGGCCACUAAGGUGGGCCGUUAUAAGCCCACCUUUGAGGGCAUGUUUGAUUUCUCCGCCAAAAAGACCCGUGAAAGUGUGGAGAAAAGUUUACAACUAUUGGGUUUGGAUUAUGUGGAUAUAAUACAGAUUCAUGAUAUAGAAUUUACCAAAGAUUUUGAUAUUGUUAUCAAUGAAUGUCUGCCGGAAUUGGAGAAAAUUGUUAAGGAAGGCAAGGCUAAAUAUAUUGGUGUUACUGCUUAUCCUUUAAAAGCUUUAAAGGAAUGCAUUAAAGCUGCUAAUGGAAGAUUUGAUACCGUUUUAUCCUAUGCCCGCUAUACCCUCUGCGAUGAUUCCCUUAAAGCAUACAUUGAUUUCUUUCAAAAAGAAAACAUGGGCAUUGUAUGCGCCAGUGCUCAUGCCCUUGGCCUUCUAACGAAUGGUGGUCCACAACCCUGGCAUCCCACAAACGAUGAACACAAGCAGUUAUGCCGCAAGGCAGCAAAUAUCUGUAAAGAGGCUAAUAUCGAACUUGGCAAACUGGCCAUGCACUAUUGUAUGCAACUGGAUGGUGUUACAACAUUUCUAACUGGUAUGCAAACACGUCAGCUGUUGGACAUAAAUUUGGAGGCAUUUUAUCAGGGUUUAACUAAAAAGGAGCAGGAAGUUUUGCAACUUUUAAAAGAUACUGUUUUUACCAAGUCAAUCAACUGGGAAGGCAAUGAACUUGAACUCUACUGGGCGGCCAUGAACAAGAAGUAAAAUAAAUAAUUUACUUUUAAUUUUUUAUGCUUUAUUUUCAAACACAAAUUGAUUUCAAUAAAUUUAAAAUGU